AUGGACGUGGACGUGGACGUGGACGUGGACAUGGAGGUGGACGUGGACGUGGACGUGGACAUGGAUGUGGACAUGGACGUGGACGUGGACGUGGACAUGGACGUGGACAUGGACGUGGACGUGGACGUGGAGGUGGACGUGGACGUGGAGUGGACGUGGAGUGGACGUGGACGUGGACAUGGACGUGGACGUGGACGUGAACGUGGACGUGGACAUGGACGUGGAGGACUUGGACGUGGACAUGGACGUGAACUUAGACGUGGACAUGGACGUGGACGUGGACAUGGACGUGAACGUGGACGUGACGUGGACGUGGACGUGGACGUGGACAUGGACGUGGACGUGGACGUGGACGUGGACAUGGAGGUGGACGUGGACGUGGACGUGGACAUGGACGUGGACAUGGACGUGGACGUGGAUGUGGACAUGGACGUGGACAUGGACGUGGAGGUGGACGUGGAGGUGGACGUGGACGACUUGGACGUGGACAUGGACGUGAACUUGGACGUGGACGUGGACGUGGAGGACUUGGACGUGGACAUGGACGUGGACGUGGACGUGGACAUGGACGUGGACGUGGACGUGGACGUGGACGUGGACGUGGACAUGGACGUGGACGUGGACGUGGACAUGGACCUGGACAUGGACGUGGACGUGGACGUGGACAUGGACGUGGACGUGGACAUGGUCGUGGACGUGGACGUGGACGUGGACGUGGACGUGGACAUGGACGUGGACGUGAACAAGACGUGGACGUGA
Closterium sp. NIES-65 is the source of this 759-nucleotide messenger RNA. The record is from the annotation of a GenBank genome assembly. Lineage: Eukaryota; Viridiplantae; Streptophyta; Zygnematophyceae; Desmidiales; Closteriaceae.